AUGAACACGCAAAAAGGUUUUACAUUUAGAUUCAAGUCGUGAUCAUCGUAAAACUAAAAAAACUCAUCAAAAAAAAUAAUUAUUAUAUUUAGUCGUUGCGGAAAAAUUUCAUUUUCACUGUUUCGAGCAUGGUUUUUUUAGGCUUUUUCAAGACAUUUUUCUCACUUUUUAUCUUUGGACACGCCUUUUUCACUGUCUUCUAGGCGAAUUUGCAACAAUUUUUGGCUGAAAGAAUUGGUAUUUCAAUAGUGUCCAACGAAAAAAAUGUUGUAAAAAAAGAAUUUUUUUCGGUCGUUCGAAGUUGUACGAAUUCUCAGUUUCGGAACACUUUUUUUAAUUUUUUUCAAACAGUUUUUUUCCACUAGGAUCAGGCAGAACAUUUUCGCGUUUCCAGUAGCGUCGUGGGAACGGAAAAAAACUCUAAAAAAAUUUUGUUCAUUUUUUUCCUUCCUUUAUUUUUUUCAGAAGCAUUAUAGCUUUUUAACUUUUUAAGAAAAAGAAAAAUUAUUUUUAAAUUUGCCAGUGAAUAGUUUAUUACAAAACUUUUUUGAAUAAUUUUUCGAGAUAGUUUGGUUCAAAAAAAGCUUUUUUUCAGCUUUCAAAAGGGAAAAAAAUGUCUUAGUUGCUCAAAAAAAUAGUACAUUUUCAUUCUUUUUUUAAACAUUUAUCUUACGUUUCGAAAUGUUCAGCUUUAGUCGGUCAGCUGAAAUUCCUGAUGAAAAAUUCCAAAAAUUUAGUGACUAGAAUAAAUAAGACUUUUUCUUCGUCUUUUUUUAUAGUUUUAUUCAAAUUUAAGUUUUUUUGCUGGGAAUCAUAAAAAAAUUUCAGUGUGUUUGGGCCUUCAAAAUGUUUUUUUGCGAAUAAUGAAACGUUUUUUUAACCUUUUUUUCAUGUUCGUAACGCCCUAAAUAACCUUGCGCGAAUUUUUUAUCUAAACCUUAAAAGUACAAAAAUAAAUUGGAAGAGGAUGGACUUUUUUGAACGUUAAAAUUGAAGGAGGAGGAUUUAAAAAAAUAUCAGAAUUUUUUUCUUUCAAUUUCUAAGGCGACUUUUGGAAUAUUUAUGAAACUGGAGGAGGAUGGAAUUUUGUAAACUUUAAAAAUCGGAGGAGGAGGAACUUUUCGAUAUCAAGUUUUUUUUCUUUUAGUGAAUAUUUUUUGAGUAGAACUCCAAAAUGGAACAAGGAUUUUUUUAUUUUUUCCUAACUUUUCAAUCAACAGUACUUAUUUUUCAAUAGCUCAUAUAAAUUGACGAGAUUUUUUUCUUCAUUCCGUGUAUUUUUCUUCACUCGAAUCCUCUCAAUCGGCCGAGGCUACCCUAGAGUGUAUACGGCGUCCGUCCCCGAUCUCCGCCGUUCCCGUACUUGCGAAACUGAGGGAUCUACUUGUGGAAGAACGAGGCGAAGGACCGUAAGACUAUGCUUUCAAAUCAAUCGACUACACGUUUGACUUCUUUUUCGCCAAAGGCGGUGUUAGUGCCGUUCAAAAGAGCGAUUUUUUCACCGCCUAGUCGAUUCCAUCUGACUAAAAACAACCAAUUAAUAUUGAUGAAAUUUUUGAUUCUUUAGUAAACUACGGAUUUCGCAUCGAAAGUUACCUUUUUUUAAAUUUUGAGCGAGUUGAGUUUUUUCCGGAGAAAAGAAUAAUCAGGAAUUAUUUUGCCAUAAAAAUUUCAUUCUUAAAGUUACUGUUUUUUUGGAGGAAAUUCGAUAGAAGAAAAAAAACUAGCUCUCUCCAAAAAAAACACCAUUUCAAAGUCUUUUUGUUUUUCAAAAAAAUUGGAAGGGGUUAGAUAAUGGGGUGGGAUCAAGUAAGUUUGAUACAGUUUCUGUACCGAGUUAGUUGACUUUUUCAGACCGGUUACGGUAGAAGAGAUCCGGAAGGCGGAGGCAAGCCGGGAAGAGUUCCAGUGGCGCAGUCCGAGUGCGUCUCGAUGCCGAUCGUGCGUGGCUAGUUCAAACCUUCUGCUUUGCGAAAAAUCCUUUUUUUAAUUUGAAAAAAAUUAUAAGAAUGUUUUUUUGAAAGUCAGAAACCGGUAAAUUUAGAAUUUGGCGAUAGCCAACAAUUUUUUUGAUGGCCGAGAAGAAUUUUUUUAGCGUCUCAUAGCUUUUUAUUUAGUCCUAUCAAAAUAUGGAAGUUCGAAAAAAUGAUCCAUUUUUGGAUUGAAAAUUUUAUAUAUAACCAAAUUUGUAAAAGCUCAGUAGGCAUGAAACGUAUGAGCUCGGAAAAAAUCAUUGUAUGGAUAUUCUCAUUUUUAUCUCGAAAGUUAAACUUCAUCGAAUGACGGAAAAAGAGAGAAAGCAAACAUUUUUUUCACAAAAAGCCUAUAAACUUGCCCAUAAAAAGUGGCAACGAAGAAACCUUGAAUAUCCUGAAUGGGCAACUCCUAAGAAACCUUCCAGUUGCUUUUUUUGGACUCCCAGAAAAUCUCUCCGUUUCGGGUGAACGACGGAAGCAUCUGCGAGUGCUUACUGGCCAAUAUAAGCGAACCUUUAUUUUUUUAGAAAACGAUUUUUUUCAGAUUUCGAAUUUCCAUAGCUGCUUCAGUUUCAUUCUCAAAAACGGUUGACCUGCACAAAAAAAGAAUGAUAAAAAAAUUAUAGCCCAAAAAGUAGUUUGAAAAUUCCCUAGAUCUUUCUAUCAAAUUCAGUUUCAAAUUUUAAUCAUUUGAAAUCCAUGUCAGUCGCUUACGGGUUAGUACGAAAUUUAAAAAGUUUAGUAUUUUUGCUAGUUUUUGAAAAAAAGAUAGAAGACUCGAGGAAGAAUUUUUAUCAGAAAAUUUCCUUUUUUUAAUUCAAAAACAGCUUUUUGCGUGUAGUGAUCGUAUCUAGAAAAAAAUUGAAGAUUUUUUCGAAUUUGUACAUUUCUAUUUCUCGCGCGUUUUCGCUUUAGAUAAAAAAAAGUGCAAUAUGACAUAAUUCAUGACGUAAAAUCCGAAUUUUGACUCAAAACAGAACAAAAAACGCUCUGACACGAAAUUUUGGAUUUAUCGGCGAUUUGUGUGAAAAGUUAAAUUUGAGCACUGUGUGUAUCAUAACUAUCAAUCAUUAUUAUGAAAAGCUUUUUUUCAUAAAUUAUUUGAGGUCGUUAUCGAAAAGAUUGAAAAAGAAAAUCAAAGUAUAUCGCGCAUUUGUUCGUUUAUGUCGUGUUCAAAGUGAUUCCGCGAAACGCAAAAUACCCGUUAGAGACAGGAAAAUAUAAUUAAAUUUUUAAAAAAACUAAAAAGAGUCAUAGACCAUUUUUGCUUUUCGCGGGGAUAACUUUAAACACAGCAUUAAAAAGGUGAUGAAAAAGAAGUUCAAAAAAGUGUUUCAUUUCGAAAUUCCCGUUCCUUUCAAAACUUGAUUGGAGUCAAUUAAGCAACGAAAAAAGUGUUGCUUAGACACUUUUCCAUCUUCAUAAACCCGGAAAGUGGAAAUUAAAGCUCGGCAAAAGUUCGAAUAAGUCCAAAAACGAGCAAUUUUUAUCAAAAAAAUUUUUGUGCAGGCACCUUUGCGCGCGGGUGCAUGCACACAAUGCGCCGUCGGUAUUUACGAACUCAUUUUUAAAUACAUUUUUUUUUAUUAAAGCGAAUAUCUAACACAUUUUCUUCUCAAUUCAACCUGAGUUUAAUCCAAGACAUAUUUCGAUUGAUAAUCACAAACUUUUUAGCUCACCGAAGUUUAAUUAUCGCUAAAAUAUUCAAUUUUUUGUUGUUUCGGUCUGCUUAAGCUGGGAAUUUUGCAAACUCGUUUGAACCUCUGUACUUUUACAGUAGUCUCCAGUAUUUGGCGGUAAUUGAGAAGUUUCGGAUUGCCUAAUAUGCUGAAUUAUGAAUUAUGAACCAUAGUUUGAGUUAUUUCAGUCUGUUAGUCCUCAAUGGCAUUGGAAUGAAUAUUCGAAAUAUUCAUAGUCUCCUUUGCUUUUUUUUACUCAUUGGUUAUUCAAUCUUUUAUUUUCAGAGAGGAUGGCAACAACGGGAAUUUCAGCGACUGAAACUCGAAAUGAAGAUCCAUUGGUUCAGUAUCAAUUUUUAUUUCCAAUGUACAAGGUUGUCAAUUUUCAGCCCUUCUCGCAUUUUUGGAGAAUUUUGA
Messenger RNA from Caenorhabditis auriculariae, 4072 nucleotides. The record is from the annotation of a GenBank genome assembly. Lineage: Eukaryota; Metazoa; Nematoda; Chromadorea; Rhabditida; Rhabditidae.